Molecule: messenger RNA, 1422 nt
Organism: Plasmopara halstedii
Lineage: Eukaryota; Oomycota; Peronosporomycetes; Peronosporales; Peronosporaceae
Product: WD40/YVTN repeat-like-containing domain
Exons: 8
Coding region: 1-1422 (473 amino acids)
Cellular component (GO): Cul4-RING E3 ubiquitin ligase complex
Molecular function (GO): protein binding
Source: RefSeq, a predicted model, not a curated record
AUGGCACGCAAUGGACGUCGCAAAAAGCGUCGCAUGACACCGCAAGACGAAGAAGUAGCACGUCGCAAUUUUUUGGAUGCUUUGGAAGCACAGCGUUCAAAUUCUCGCAAUCAAAAGGUUAAACAUGCUGUGAAACAUGAAGCUGCGCCACCGCCACUUCAAGGCUUUUACUAUGAUGAAACCAAACGUCGUUUUUUUCGCAAUCUACCAGCAUUUGAACGCCAACAACGUGAAGAAAUCGAGUCUCGACAGCAAAAUUAUGAAUCAACAUUCAAAUCUGCAGUAAAUACUCGACAUAUGAACAGUCACACUUAUGUGGCUUACAUGGCUCGACGACAAGCUGAUUAUGCCUGGAGUGCACGUCGUCAAGAUAGUCGAAAGUUGAUGCCAAGAUUACGUUCUGGAAUUCUGUCAUCACAUGAAGUAUAUGCUCAAGAUCUUAACAAUGAUGGUCGGCUCACAGCACUAGCACUGCACCCAAAAAUGUGGAAUGUUGGUGCUGUUGGUGUUAGCAGUGGAAAGUGGCAAGUUCUUAAGCUGCAAGAAUUUGAACCAAAGUCAUCGUCAAAGCAUGUGAUACCUGUAUGUGACUUUUAUAAUGAGGGUGUAAUUACUUCAUUACAAUGGCGUCCAGCUCAAGAACUUGAUAUUCUUGCAUGCAUCAUUGGGGAUGCUCAACAAUCAGAUAAAAUUGUUUUUAUACGAAUUGGAAAUAAUGCACUUCAGGGAGAUGCAGCAAUGUCAAGUUUACGAAUGAAGAAAACAUGCUUUGACAAUCCUUGGGUAGCAAAAUGGAAUCCGGUCGACACCAGCAAAAUCAGCAUUGGAUAUGGCAAUCAUGCUAGACAUCAAGCAAAGUCAAGAGCUGCUUAUGUGGAUGUUGAUGCUGACAAUAACUACCACCAAUGUGCACCGACUGGACUUAUUACUAGCGACGUACACGCUCAAAGUUUCUUUUCCACGGGUAAUGUGGUACUCAAUGGAACGAAGUGCGGUGGAUUAUGGGGAUGGGACCUACGAACUUCCAGUCGGAUGUUUGAAAUGAAUCAAGAGGAUGCGCUUUAUCAACCUGCUUCCAUCGUCGAUAUCCAUGUACUGAACGACUGUUAUCAAGCAAUUAUCCAGCGAUCAAACGGUGAGCUCCGUUUAUUCGAUCUUCGAACUUUAAGACCCGUAGUCGAGUAUACGACAGGUGCAGCAAAACGCUAUGUGCCAGAUUUGCGCUGUGCUAUCGACGAGUCUGAGUCAAUUGUGGUCGCUGGUGGCGAUAUACGACGACCACUGGCAAUAAAUAGCUUUGAUUUGCGGCAGGGACACUUUUUGUCGUCCUUUCAGGUCUGCAAUAACCCAAGGAUACAGAAACGAUCGACAGCAGUACAACAAGUGCAAUUUAAGCCAAUAGUGGCGAAAGACGUGAUAUGA